Molecule: messenger RNA, 936 nt
Organism: Micromonas pusilla CCMP1545
Lineage: Eukaryota; Viridiplantae; Chlorophyta; Mamiellophyceae; Mamiellales; Mamiellaceae
Exons: 1
Coding region: 1-936 (311 amino acids)
Source: RefSeq, a predicted model, not a curated record
AUGGCCGCCCCCGCCCUCGCGUUCGCGAGCGCGCGUGGGGUAUCCAGUAUCACGCCGUCGCGCCGUCGCGCCGUCGUCGCGUCGCGUCGCGCCUCCGCGCCGUCGAAGCGACGACUUCUCGUCGUGCGAAACGCCGAUGGAGAGUCUUCGAAGGCAGCGAAGAAGAAAGGCAAGUCCGGGGUGUUGUUCGGACGCGAGACGACGCCUCCGCUCCCCCCUUCCCUGGACGACGACGAUGACGAUUUCGACUCCCCAGCAUGCGCGAUCGCGUUCGCGUCUUGCGACAACGAAUCGCACCCUACGGCGACGAUCCUCACCGUGACCGUCUCCGCGGUUCCCGGGGUGAUGCGGAUCUUGAGUUGGCUCCUGAACGGAUUAGAUCUGGACGUGAACGAAGCGGAGUGGGUCAUAAACGAGGAGGAGGGAAGCACGGACGAGAGCCCACCCAUGGAGACUGUGGAUCUCACGAUGCAGGUGACGGAGGGGAGAGGAAAGUACGCGUCCAAGGUGAAGGACACGCGCGGACUCGAGGAUCGACUGUCCGAGUACCUUCGGUUUUGCACGCAGGCGGAGAGGAAGUACCACCCGGUCAUCGAGCACGGCGGGAUUAAGAUCGACAACGAGGCCGACCCGGAAACGACGCUAUUGACGGUGUCUUCCAGCGAGUCCGGGGCUCGGAGCAUGUUGUACGUCUCGUCCACGAUAACCGGUCUGGGGUUGAAGAUGAACCGCGCGAAACUCCUUCCGGCGAGCGGAAGCGACGGUUCCGUUUGGAACUACAACCUCACGGUGUUCGAGACGAACGGCAAGCUCACUAACGCGCAGAUGCAAGGGUUGUUGUACACGCUGUGCUUGGUGUUCAACACGAGCAGCAAGUCCGCGACCGGAUCAGGCGGGGCGGGGGACUAUCUAGUCGAGAAGAUGGUCGGCAUUUGA